Molecule: messenger RNA, 318 nt
Organism: Lactuca saligna
Lineage: Eukaryota; Viridiplantae; Streptophyta; Magnoliopsida; Asterales; Asteraceae
Source: the annotation of a GenBank genome assembly
AUGGCAUCCUCUUUCUCCGUCUCCAACAGUAGUGCUAAUUGGUCAGCUAGGAACAGUCAAAGAAGAAGAUACAAUUGUAAUGACCCAGUUGAUAAGGAGAAGGAUUGCAAAUUCUUUGAGUGGAUAAAUCCUCCAUUACCAAACAAGUCGUACAAGGACCUGAUGUUCGAUUUUUACAACCAAGGAAAUCAAGCCAUUGAUGAAGAUUUCGAAGAAUUUAUGGAAGAAGAAGAUGCGGCAGAAGUAGUACAAGAGAUUUCUAUAGAACAUGAAGGUGGAACUGUUGCUAGGAGUUGGAUUUGGUGUUUGGUUGUUUGA